Messenger RNA from Peromyscus leucopus (white-footed mouse), 924 nucleotides. RefSeq names its product olfactory receptor 1G1-like. Gene Ontology annotation, molecular function: olfactory receptor activity; G protein-coupled receptor activity. The record is from RefSeq and is a predicted model, not a curated record. Gene Ontology annotation, biological process: G protein-coupled receptor signaling pathway. The coding region runs from base 25 to 924 and encodes 299 amino acids. The transcript has a single exon. Lineage: Eukaryota; Metazoa; Chordata; Mammalia; Rodentia; Cricetidae. Gene Ontology annotation, cellular component: membrane.
ACAGUCAUCUCUGACUUCCUGCUUAUGGGCUUUUCUGAGCACCCAGAGCAGCAGCCUCUCCUGUUCACACUCUUCUUGGCAAUGUACCUGGUCACCCUGUUGGGGAAUCUGCUCAUCAUCCUGGCCAUUGGCUCUGACCCACACCUCCACACACCCAUGUACUUCUUCCUGGCCAACCUGUCCUUCAUCGAUACCUGCUGCACCAGCACCAUUGUCCCCAAAGUAUUGGCCAAUAUCCAAACCCAGCUUCGCACCAUCUCCCACACUGGGUGCCUUCUGCAGAUGUAUUUCUUCAUGGUCCUGGCCUUGCUGGAUGAUUUCCUGUUGGCUGUGAUGGCCUAUGAUCGCUAUGUGGCCAUUUGCCUUCCUCUGCAUUACACCACUAUCAUGUGUCCCCAAAGAUGCCUGUUUCUGGUGGCCACAUCCUGGCUCUGCUCCAACCUCAUGGCCUUUUCACUUAUACUCCAGAUGGUUCAUGUCUCCUUCUGUGCCUCUCAUUCCAUCCCACACUUUUUCUGUGAUCUACUCCCACUCCUCAAGCUUGCUUGCUCAGACACCCAGACCUUUCAGCUCAUGAUGUUUGCUGAAGCUGCCCUCUCGGGUGUGGUCCCUCUCAUCUGUGUCCUGGUCUCUUAUGCCCACAUCAUGCACACCAUCCUCAGGAUCCCCUCUGCUGAAGGAAAGUACAAAGUCUUCUCUACCUGUGGCUCACACCUGACUGUGGUCACUCUGUUCUAUGGAACUGUCUUUCUGGUGUAUUUCCAGCCAUCAUCCUCCUACUCUGCAGACACUGGAAUAGUGGCAUCUAUUGUUUAUACAAUGGUCACCCCCAUGCUCAACCCUUUUAUCUACAGUUUGCGGAACAAGGACAUGAAGAGAGCUCUGUGGAAACUUGUUGGUUUGGGGAAGCACUGUAAUUUGUAA